UUUGUUGUUAUGGUUGCUUCUUUACCAUUUACGAACGACGUUAGGCAUUGACAUUAUCAGAUAUAAUUUGUCAUUAUUUUUGUAAAACUUCAAAAUCAUUCGUAAAUUAUGUUUGUGCUUAAAAAUGUAGCAGUUCAUCAUACACAUAAAGAAACCACACACGAAAAAUGUUGAAAGGUAAUGACGAGGAAGGAAUAUAUGUCGCGUCGCAGGCUAUACCACCGACGAAACAAAAGUUAUGCGACUGUGGUUCCCCGAAUUGCUCCGCUUCGACUUGUGCCCACCCUGAAAAAAUAGAAAACAAGCAACCAAGUGACCACGAGGUGGCAAUACCUGCAGUACCUGAAUCUUCAAAAAACAUAGUCCUAUUGAAACCUGAAAGUGUUAUACCGGUUGUUAAGAAACUAGAAGAGUUAGAGGAAAGUGAAGAAGAAUAUAAAACACCAGAAGAUGCAGAAGAAGAAUCCUCACCAGUUUUCUCCAACGGCACUUCAGUAAAGGAUUCAGCUGACCUUUUAAUAAGUCAACAAUCGAAAGAUCUUCAUUCUAAUUUACUCAGGAAUAACGAGUGUUUGUGCAGCUUACGCGAUUCAAAGAAUCAUCUUCUUCGGAAAUACAUUAAACAUUUUAAUAAAACUAUUCACUACAGCAAACAUUUACAAAAAUUACGGAAACUUACCACACCCGAAAUUGAUGCUAAAACUAAAGGUACCUAUGUGUGUAGCAAAAGGCAAACAAAUUGUUGCCAAUGUUUACCUGCAAAACGAACUACCGCCAUGGCGAGGAAAAUUGAUAGGAGUCCAUGUGAGUUCUUAGAUAAGAACAUGAAAUAUUGCAAUAAGGCGGAAGGUGCGACGAAUAAAAAUAAAAACGAGUGUGUUAUCAUUGUAUGCUCAUCAAGUGAUGAGGUGGAUGAAGAAGCAAUAGAAAAACAGUCUAAAUAUGUAUGUACAUCACCAAAUCAUAGUUUAAGCAGUGAUCAACCAAAGGUCCAAGGUAACCAGGACUGGCCUCCGGAAUCACCAGCAACAACACACACCAAAUCAUCUAAAAUACCUAGAAGUGAUCAUAUAGGAUUUGAAAGCUACGAGGAUUACCUUUUCGUUAAACACGGAAAAAACAACGAUCGAAUAGCACGCAGAAAACAAACACCUUUUCCUUCCGAUUUAUUAAAUCCACAGUCAACUUCUAGUUUUCAAUCAGAAGAAGAUAACGAAGCGACUUCUCAAAGCAGUUCUGAAUAUGAAGAAGUUUCAACAAAUGGGAAUACUAUGGUAGAUAAAGAGAGUAAUUGUUCUCAGGUGGAUUCAAAGGAGUAUAAAGAGAAGAAACCUAAAUCAGUUGAUAAUAUUAGAACCACCACAGGUGUUUGCGGAUGUCGCUCACCUGUUAGUAGAUUCCGUGCGUAUGGUGAUCCAAAAGCGACUUUUUCGAAAUGUUUAAACGAAAAAUCCAAGCAAUUAGCACAAAAGUAUCAUUCGGAAAAAAAGACUAUGCCUGCAGAAUGCAGCCUACCUAAAUUAUGCAUACGUAAACAAAUUGCAGAACAAGCAAAGUGCAGGACAAGAGAAAUGCACGAACAAGCCCAGCUAAUUAAAAAUAGUCUUCGUUCUUGUGUAUACUCCUGUUGCCCUCGGACUUGUUUUGAAAAUAAAGCCACCGACGCUAAACGAGAUAAUUAUACUAAGGAACAAGAUUCUAGUUCGUUGGACAAAUUUACAUGUACUUGUAUGGGGAUUUCCUGCAGUAGUAAACAAGUUAGUUGUCAGCCAUUGCAAACUGAUAACUCUACAGAUACCUACCCAUAUGACGAAUCAAGUCUAUCCAGUUGUGUUAAUAUGAACAUCUUGAAUAUUCCUACCAAUUCCAAUAAUUGUUACAAUGCUUGCAACAAAAUUGAAGAUAAAGAUGAAAAUUUUUGCGCUUGUGAUAAAAUGAAUUUUGAUAUUUGCUCUGGAACUUUCGGUAACCAAGAAAACAAUUACAACACACGCUACUGCUGCAACCCAAUCCCUUAUUCCGAACGUUGUGAUGGACCUACGUAUUGCAUGCACCUGAAUCACGCAUUUUAUCCUACCACCGCAAUACAAGUAAAUUCCGUAGAGUUGAUCAAAAACGUCAACAUAGACAACUCAUUGCCAUCAACAUCACCACCACCACCACAACGAGCAUCAGUAACAGCAGUAGAUCUUAGUGCCGGGCCAUCUCGGGACACGAUACGCCCUUCGAAACCUGGGCAACGAACAGAAACAGAACAAAUAUUGAAAAUAGUAAACAGUCCAUCACCAACAAAUGUAUCAUCACAACUAAAGCCGACUUUACUUAAUACUAAAAGGCAACGAGAAACUGAGAUCUCGAAUGAAUCCAACGAAUCGGAAGAGGUGGAGAUCACUCCAGUGAUUAUACCAAUUGAUACGAAAGUGAAAAUCACUUCGGGUGGCGCUAUGUUGAAAUCGGUAUCAUCCAGAGGCAGUGAAGCCGCUGGUACACCUACACGACUGAGAGAAUCAAAACGAGUUUCCAUGAAGUAUGAAUUUCCGAUUUACACAGGUGAUGAUAAAUCGGCAACGGAGAGGGCAUCGGCUACAGAUAGCAUAGAAGAGCGUAUCCGCAUUUUACGGCAAAAUUUAGAACAACGUCAUGAAUUAGGAAGCGAGAGUAACAGUAAUCGUAGUGAGGCAACCCUUCAAUCGUCGGUGCGUGAACGUGGGAUGACUAUUCCCGAAGAGAUGGAAAUCAACAAUCCAAUAAAUCAACGAAGCAAUCGAUUUAAUUCUUCAGGUCGAUUACAAAAGAAAGGACUGUAAAGACUAACAAUCAAAAAGUAUACGCUUGAUGUGAUUUUUCGCAUUACAUUUUGUCAUUCAUUAUUACAUUAAUCGAAGUCCGG
Messenger RNA from Dalotia coriaria, 2890 nucleotides. RefSeq lists its product as uncharacterized. Bases 168 to 2807 code for a protein of 879 amino acids. NCBI's taxonomy places the organism in Eukaryota, Metazoa, Arthropoda, Insecta, Coleoptera, Staphylinidae. The transcript has 2 exons. The record is from RefSeq and is a predicted model, not a curated record.